AUGACGCCUGGCGGGCCGUCGCCCGCCCGUACCCGGGACGCCUGGCGGGCCGUCGCCCCCCCGCCCGUCCCGGGACGCCUGGCGGGCCGUCGCCCGCGCUGUCCCGGGGAGGCCAGGAGGGGCCGUCGGCCCGCCCGUCCCGGGAGCCAGGGCGGGCAGCGACCUCCCGUCCCGGGCGGACCCGCCAGGCCCGGGAGGCCGUCCCGGACCGCCCCGUCCCGGGACGGGCCUGCCCCGCCGUCCGGCCCGGGCCCGUCCGCGGGACGCUCUGGCGGGCCGGCGCUCCCGCCCGUCCGGGAUGCCAAGGCCGAGCCGUUCGCCACCCCGCCCGUCCCGGGACCUUCCAGGCCCGGGCCCGUUCGCCCGCCCGUUUCCGGGACGCCAGGCGGGGCCGUCGGACGGCCCGUGCGGGACGCCCAGAGGGGCCGUCGCCCCGAUUCGUCCCGGACGCCUGGCGGGGACCGUCGCCCGCCCGUUGCCGGCGGGACGCCAGGCGGGCUGUCGCCCGCCCGUCCCGGUACGCCAGUGCGGUCCGUCGCCCGCUCCGUCCCGUACGCCCGGCCUGGCCUGUCGCCCGCCCGUCCCGGGACGCCAGGGCGGGGCGUCGCCCGCCAGUCCGGGACGCCAGGCUGGCCGUCGCCCCUCGCCUUUCACGGGACGCCCUGGCGGCCGUCGCCCGCCCCGUCCCGGACCUGUCGGCCGUCGCACGCCCUUCACGGGACGCCUGGCGUGGCCUUCGCCCGCGCUGGUUCCCGGGAGGCCCAGGCCGUGCCCGUCGCCCGCCCGCAGUCCCGGGACGCCAGGCUUGCCGGUCGGGACCUCCCGUCCCGGGACGCCAGGCCGGGCCCCCGUCGCCCGCCCUUCACCGGAACCGCCAGCGGGCCGUCGGCCCGGGCCCGUCCCGGACGCCUGGCGGGCCCGUUCUCCCUGCCCUCCCCUGUACGCCGGCGGGCCCGUCGCCCGCCCUCCCAGGGCACCGUCCAGGCGGGCCGUCGCCCCCGGUCCCGGGGACGCCUUGCGGGCCGUCGCCCGCCGCCUUCCCGGACGCCUGGCGUCCUGGCUGUCCCGCCGUCCCCGGGACCCAGGCGCCCGUCCCCCCCGCCUCCCGUGACGGGCCAGGCGGGCCGUCCCUCCCGCCCGGGCGCCAGGUCGGGGCGUCGCCCGCCAGUUCCCGGGACGCCAGGCGGGGUCCGUGUCAACGGGCCCGCCCGCGCCCGUCCCGGGACGGCCUGGCGCCUUAGCGGGCCGUCGGCGGGCCCGUCCCGGGCGCCUGGCGGUCCAGUUUUUCCGCCCCGCCCCGUCCCCCCCCGGGACGCCUUGGCCCCGGGCCGUCGUUCCACGGCGAGGCUGGGUCCCUCCCCCCCCCGGGAGGCCAGGCGGGCCGUCGCCCGCCAGUCCCGGGACGCAAUGCGUGGGCCCGUCGGGACCUCCCGUCCCGGUUUUGGGAUCCCGCCCCCGCCAGGCGGGGGGCCGUUCCCCCCCGCCCGCGCCCGUCCCGGGACCCCGGGCCCAGGGCCGGGCCGUCGCCCGCCCGUACCCGGGAACGCCUGGACUUGCCGUCGCCCGGCCCGGCCCCCCCUCCAGGGACGCCAGGCGGGGCCGUUCGCCCGCCCGGCCCGGGUACGCCAGGCGGGUCCGUCGCGGGCCUGCCGUCCCGGGACGCCUCCCCGCGGGCCGUUCCUCGGGCCCCCUCCCCGUCCGGGACGCCUGCGGGCCGUCGCCCGCCCGACCCGGUACGCCAGGCGGGCCGUCCCCCCCGCCCGCCCGUCCCCGGGACCUCCCAGGGCGGGCCGUCGCCCGCCCGUCCCGGGACGCCAGGCGGGGCCGUCGCCCCCGCCCCCCCCCCCCCCCGUUCCCGGGACCGCCAGGCGGGGCCGUCGCCCGCCCCGUCCCGGGAACGCCCUAGCGGGCGUCGGCCCCCGCCCCGUCCCGGGACGCCUGGCGGGCCGUCCCGGCCCGCACCCGUCCCCGGGACGCCUGGCUGCCGUCGCCCGCGCCUGUUCCCGGGAGGCCAGUCGGGCCGUCGCCCGCCCGUCCCGGGACGCCAGGCGGGCAGUCGACCUCCGUCCCGGGACGCCCAGGCGGGCCGUCGCCCGCCCGUCCCGGGACGCUGGCGGGGCCGCAUCCCGCCCGUCCCGGGACGCCAGGCGGGCCGUCGCCCGCCCGUCCCGGGACCCUCCAGGCGGGCCGUCGCCCGGCCCCGUCCCGGGACGCAGGCGUCCCGUCGCCGCCCGUCCCGGGACGCCAGGCGGGCCGUCGCCCGCCCGUCCCGGGACGCCUGGCGGGCCGUCGACCGCCGGCCCGUGCCGGGACGCCAGGCGGGCCCCCGUCGCCCCGCCCGUCCCCGGGACGCUGGCGGGCCGUCGUCCGCCCGUGCCGGGACGCCCUGGCGGGCCGUCGCCGCCCGUCCCGGGAUGCCAGGCGGGCCGUCGCCCCCCCGCCCGUCCCGGGACGCCAGGUGGGCCGUCGUCCGCCCGUGCCGGGGAAAGCCCCUGGCGGGGCCGGGCCCGACCCGUCCCGGGAGCCAGGCGGGACCGCGCCCCGCCCGUCCCGGGACGCCUGGCGGGCCGUCGCCCGCCCGUCCCGGGACGCCUGGCGGGGCCCGCUCCCGCCCGUCCCGGGGACGCCUGGCGGGCCGCAUCCCGCCCGUCCCGGGAACCCGGCCGGGCGGGCCGUUCGCCCGCCCGUCCCGGGCCGGCCAAGGCGGGGCCGGCCCGCCCGUCCCGGGACGGCUGGCGGGCCGCGCCCGCCCGUCCCGGGACGCUGGCCCCGGGCGGGCCGCCCCCCGCGCUGUCCCGGGAGGCCAGGCGGGGCCGUGGCCCGCCCGUCCCGGGAGCAAGGAGGGCCGUCGACCGCCCGUUCCCGGGGCGCCGGCGGGGCCGGCCUUCGCCCCGCCCGUCCCGGGACGCCUGGCGGGCCCGCACCCGCCCGUCCCGGGGACGCCCGGCGGGGGCCGUCGGCCCGGCCCGUCCCGGGACGCCAGGCGGGCCGUGCCCGCCCGUCCCGGGGACGCCUGGCGGGCCGUCGCCCGCCCCCAACCCGGGGACGCCUGGCGGGCCGCGCCCGCGCUGUCCCAGGGAGGCCCGGGGGCCGUCGCCCGCCCGUCCCGGGACGGCCACUGGGCCGUUCGCCCGCCCGUCCCGGACCGCCAGGCGGGCCGCGCCCCGCCGUCCGGGACCAGGCGGGCCGUCGCCCGACCGCCCCGGCGGGCCUCGCCCGCCCGUACCCGGGACGUCCAGGCGGGCCGUCGGCCGCCGUCCCGGGACGCCAGCCCGCCCGCGGGACCGUAUUCUCUCCUUCCUCUCCCGCGGAUUUUUUUUUUCGCCCGCCCGUCCCCAGACGCCUGCCCGCCCACCGGCCCGUCCCGCGUCCAGGCGGUGCCGUCGCCCGCCCGUCCCAGGACGUGCUGCGUCCGUCGACCGCCCGUCCCGGGACGCCUGGCGGGCCCGGGGCGUCGCCCGCCCGUCCCGGGACGCCAGCUCGGCCGUGUCGCCCGCCCAGUCCGGGACGGUCAGGCUAGGGCGCGUGCCCGGCCCGCCCUCCUGGCGAGCCGUUGCCCGACCGUCCCGGUACGCCAGGCCGGGCCGUCCCCGCCCGGCCGUCCCAGGACGCCCUGCGCCCGCCCGUCCCGGGGCCCUGGCGGCCGUGCCCGCCCCGUCCCCCGGGACGCCAGGCCGGGCGCGUUGGCCCGCCCGUCCCGGGACGCCAGGCGGGCGCGGGCCCCCCCGUCCCGGGGACCAGGGCGGGCCGUCGCCCGCCCGCCCGGACGGCCCGGGGUUGGGGCCCGGGGGUGAGGGGGCCGUCGCCCCCCCGGCCCGGUACCCUCCAGCGGGCCGUCGGCCCGCCGUCCCGGGACCCGGCGGGCCGUCCGCCCGCCCGUCCCGGGACGCCUGGCGGGCCGUGCCCCGCCCGUCCCGGGACGCCUGGCGCCGUGCGGUCCGACCCGCCCUCCCGUGGACGCCCGGGAGGGGGCCCCGUAGCCCGCCCGUCCCGGGACGCCAGGCAGGACCUGCCUGUCGCCCGCCCGUCCCGGGGCGCCUGGCGGGCCGUCGCCCGCCCACCCGGGACGGGCCUGGGCGCCCGUCGCCCGGCAGCCUCCCCGCCCGCCAGGGCGGGCCGCGCCCGCGCCCGUCCCGGGACGCCCGGCGGGCCGUCGCCCGCCCCGUCCCGGACCUCCCGGGCCGUCCCACGCCCGGGCCCCGUCCCCCCUCCCACGCCUCAAAGUCGGAGCCCGUCACCCGCCCGUCCCGGGACGCCGGCGGGCCGUCGCCCGCCCGUCCCGGGACGCCAGGCGGGUUUGUCGCCCGCCUGUCCCGGGACGCCCAGGCGGGCCCCGUCCCGCGCCACCCGCCGCCCGGUGGGGCGCCUGGCGGGCCCGUCGCCCGCCGUCCGGGACGCCAGGCGGGCCGUCGCCCGCCCGUCCCGGGGUACCUCCAGGGCGUGCCGGUCGCCCGCCCCGUCCCGGGACGCCUGGCGGGCCGUCGCCCCGCCCGUCCCGGGACGCCUGGCGGGCCGUCGCCCGCCCGUCCCGGGACGCCUGGCGGGUCCCGUGCCCGCCCGUCCCGGGACGCCUGGCGCCGUCGCCCGCAACCCGUCCCGAGACGCCAGGCGGGCCGUCGCCCCGCCCGUCCCGGGACGCCUUGGCGGGGGCCGUCGCCCGCCCGUCCCGGGGGGACGCCAGCGGGCCGUCGCCCGCGCCCCGUCCCGGGAAGCCAGGCGGGCCGUCGCCCGCCCGUCCCGGGACGCCAGGCGGGCGCGUGGCCCGCCCGUCCCGACGGGAAGCCAGGCGCGCGUGACCCGCCCGUCCCGGGAGGGAGCCCUGGCGGGCCGUCGCCCCGCCCGUGCCGGGACGCCAGGCGGGGGCGUCGCCCUGCCCGUCCCGGGACGCCAGGGAGGGCCGUCGCCCGGGCCAUUCCCGGGAGCCAGGCGGGCCGUCGCCCGCCCGUCCCGGGACGGGCGGGGGGCCACGCGCCCGCCUGCCCACCGGGAGCCUUGGCGGGCCGUCGCCCGCCCGUCCCGGGAACGCCAGGCGAGCCGUUCAGCCCGCCCGUCCCGGGACGCCUGGGCGGGCCGUCGCCCGCCACCCGUCCCGGGACGCCAGGCGGGGCCGUCGCCGCCCCGCCCGUCCCGGGCCCAGGCGGGCCGUCCCCCGCCCGGCCCGUCCCGGGAGCAGGCUGGCGCGCCCUCCCUCCCGGACGCCAGGCGGGCCGUCGCACGCCCGUCCCGGGGACGCCAGGGGGCAUGUCGGCCCCCGCCCGUCCCGGGACGCCUGGCGGGCCGCGCCACGCCCCCGUCCCGGGACGCCAGGCGGCUGCUCCUUCAUUUUCCACUUCUCCUUCUCCACGCAUCUCUAAUUCCCAGGCAGCUUCUUCACCUGGCAAACCAAUUUCUCCUUCGCUCCUCGCACCUCUCCAACCUCAUCUUCCAACUGGUCGUUCCGUUCGACCUGAACACCGCUCUUCCUAUCCAGCCACUUGA
Macrobrachium nipponense is the source of this 5478-nucleotide messenger RNA. Its product is annotated as collagen alpha-1(I) chain-like. Bases 1 to 5478 code for a protein of 1825 amino acids. NCBI's taxonomy places the organism in Eukaryota, Metazoa, Arthropoda, Malacostraca, Decapoda, Palaemonidae. The transcript is spliced from 4 exons. The record is from RefSeq and is a predicted model, not a curated record.